AUGGUAUCCACGCUCGAGGGCAGAUGGCUUCUGGAAGAUGAGAACGGGGACACGACCAUCGCCUUGAUCUCGGAAAAUGGGGAGGUCAAGUUCAUGGAAGAUCCCGAGGCGGAGAUGCGAAUUGCUGAACCCAACCCCGGGACGCCGGAAUUCCUCCUGCUCUCCAGCGACGGUGAGGAGCUAUGCCAGGUUAAACUGGUCGAAGCAGAGUCUGGCCCAACGUUGCAGCUACAGGGCCAGGACGGGCACACCGAGACCUGGAGGAAGAUCCGCCAGGAUGCCCCGAAGACCGUCUCCAGGAAAAAGGGUGCGCUGCCGCGCAUUUUCACGAAGGACUGGGGACGGAAGCAGGAGAGUAUGAAGAAGGGCAACAGGGUUCCGCGGCGCCGCCUGCCCCCGAGAACGAGACGGCGGAAGGAGCGCAAGGCAAGUCCGGGCCUCUAA
Molecule: messenger RNA, 444 nt
Organism: Symbiodinium sp. CCMP2592
Lineage: Eukaryota; Dinophyceae; Suessiales; Symbiodiniaceae
Source: the annotation of a GenBank genome assembly